Messenger RNA from Camellia sinensis, 1901 nucleotides. RefSeq names its product L-ascorbate oxidase homolog. Gene Ontology annotation, molecular function: oxidoreductase activity; copper ion binding. The record is from RefSeq and is a predicted model, not a curated record. Lineage: Eukaryota; Viridiplantae; Streptophyta; Magnoliopsida; Ericales; Theaceae.
CUCUCUCUCUAUAUAUAUAUAUAUAUAUAUAUCUUAGUCACACACGCAGCUCCCUUAGAAAUGGCAGUGUAUUGGUUCAUAUGUGCCAUUCUUUAUCUUUUGGGCGGUGCCGGUGCAGAGGAUCCUUACAGGUUCUUCACUUGGAAUGUUACCUAUGGUGAUAUUUAUCCCCUCGGUGUCCGUCAACAGGGUAUUUUGAUAAAUGGUCAAUUUCCUGGUCCUGAUAUAUACUCUGUUACCAAUGAGAAUCUCAUUAUUAAUGUAUUCAAUAGCUUGCCGGAGCCAUUUCUCAUCUCCUGGAAUGGAAUACAACAGAGGAGAAACUCAUACCAAGAUGGAGUAUAUGGAACAAACUGCCCAAUUCCUCCAGGGAAGAACUUCACUUACACAUUGCAAGUGAAAGAUCAAAUUGGAAGCUUCUUCUAUUUCCCUUCUCUCUCCUUCCACAAGGCCGCCGGCAGCUUCGGCGGCAUUCGGAUUCUCAGCCGGCCACUCAUCCCAGUCCCAUUCCCUGAUCCUGCCGGAGACUUCACUCUCCUUAUUGGAGAUUGGCACAAAACUAAUCAUAAGACAUUGAGUGCCAUUUUGGACCGUGGACAUAAGCUUCCUUUCCCUAAUGCCAUUCUGAUCAAUGGUCGAGGACCUAAUGCUGCAUCUUUCACAGUUGAACCAGGAAAAACUUACAGGCUGAGAAUAUCCAAUGUGGGACUACAAAACACUCUUAAUUUUCGGAUUCAAGGGCAUGACAUGAAAUUGGUUGAAGUUGAAGGGACUCACACUGUACAAACAACCUUUUCGUCCCUUGACAUCCAUGUCGGCCAGUCCUACUCUGUGUUAGUUACAGCAGAUAAAGCACCUCAGGACUACUACAUUGCAGUUUCCACCCGUUUCACCACCCAAGUCCUCUCUACCACUGCUGUGCUUCACUAUAGCAACUCUAAAAAGCCUGUGUCUGGCAGCCCACCUGCCGCGCCCACCACCGUGGAUUGGUCACUGAACCAGGCUCGUUCCAUCAGGACUAACCUCACUGCAAGUGGUCCAAGGCCUAACCCACAGGGCUCAUAUCACUAUGGCACCAUCAACAUCACCAGAACCAUCAAGCUAGCCAACUCUGCAGCUCAAGUCAACGGCAAGCAGAGAUAUGGAGUUAACAGUGUGUCCUUCGUCCCUGCCGAUACACCUCUCAAGCUCGCUGAUCAUUUCAAUAUUGCAGGAGUUUACCGCAUAAAUAGCAUCCCUGACCACCCAACCGGUGCAAAAAUGCACCUCGACACAUCGGUAAUGCAAGCUGAUUACAGAGCAUUUGUUGAGGUUGUGUUUGAGAACCACGAGAACAUUGUCCAGAGCUGGCACCUUGAUGGUUAUUCUUUCUUUGUGGUCGGGAUGGAUGGAGGUCAAUGGGAUCCUAGUAAACGGAACCAAUACAAUUUGAUUGAUGCAGUUUCUCGUAGCACCACGCAGGUAUAUCCCAAGUCAUGGACCGCUGUGUACAUAGCUCUUGACAAUGUGGGCAUGUGGAACCUGAGAAGCGAGUUCUGGGCUCGACAGUAUUUGGGGCAACAAUUUUAUCUACGCGUUUAUACCACGUCUCAGUCGAUCAGAGAUGAAUACCCCAUUCCAAAGAAUGCCCUUCUCUGUGGUAGAGCAGCUCACCGGUAGAGCUAUUUAAUGGGUGGUGCUGAAGAAGAAGAUGAUGAGGCCCAACCUCUACAAUUUAGGAUUAACCCAAUUCAGUGUCCUAUUUAUGGUCAUAUUUAUACCAAAGAAUGAAUGUGUUCAAUUUUAUUUUUACAUUUAUUGUACUGACAGUGAAUAAAAUCACAUGUCACUUACAUAAACAUAUCUAAUUGUUCCUUUUCUCAAUUAUGCAGCCAUAAAAAAUGUUUACAUUUAUCUCUUAA